This is a messenger RNA of Pecten maximus, 811 nucleotides long. RefSeq lists its product as uncharacterized. The transcript has 5 exons. The record is from RefSeq and is a predicted model, not a curated record. Bases 89 to 745 code for a protein of 218 amino acids. NCBI's taxonomy places the organism in Eukaryota, Metazoa, Mollusca, Bivalvia, Pectinida, Pectinidae.
AUAUAACUAAAACGUCACAGGAAGUAAAUUAAUUGAACUGUGCUGGGGUAGUCUGGUCAGCUGUCAAAGUGAAACUCUUUGUUUAAGAAUGGAACCGUCCGAAAAAGUCCGUAAACAUCAUACUGCUAUGGUAUUUGAGCUUGCGGAAUGUUUUUCACCAAAAGACCAGGCUUGGAAUUCCAUUAUCAACAAAUGCCUUUCACUGAAAUACAUCAGUGAAAGGGAAAAGGGCGACAUUACAAGCAUGGAGGAUCUCUGCAGAUGUUUAAUGAAAAAUGAAAUAAUUAACUACGGCGAUUACAAGAACUUGAAAGAAAUUAUAGGAAAUCAUGGGAAAGCCAAGAGAAUAAUUGACAAGUACACGAAACUGAUCCGAGGUAAAAAGGACGGUCCUGGAAGUGACGAAGAUGAACCGUCCAAUACACCCAAACGACGCAAAGUUGAAGAGGAUGAUUCACAUCAGUUCAGAAAAGAGAUGGACAAUACCCAUGAUGCACGGAUCAUUGAUGUAUGGGGACGUGCGAGGCGAUCUGUUGGGCUUAUAAAAGGACCUGUAUCUGGAGGUACAGGAUUUAGAGUAGGCACGGAUUACAUAAUGACUGCAUACCAUGUAGCGGCAGAUAUAACAAAGCAACACAAAUCUGAUAAAGAGAAUUGGGCUCAUCUAGGUAAGGAAAAUGUGUGGAUCGAGUUCAAAUUCCCGGAAAAAUAUGUUGGUAAAAAGUUUCACUUUGAACCAAACUGAUAACAGGAUCCAAGGAGCUUGACUACGCAAUUUUAGAACUUAACCGUGCACGUACUGAACUAGAAA